AUGGGUGAUUGUGCGUUUUGCAGGGAGGGCGCGCAAUCGGGGAGUCCCCCUCCGCAUGAAUUGUCGCAGAAGCAAGCCCUCGCCUUCUGGUUUGCAGCCUUUGGGACGAGCGCACUGAUCUUCCUGCAGACGUGGUCCACGGAGCGCCACCCCCACACCAUCGACUUCGGGUCCGGCCUGUCUCGCGCGCACUAUGAGAUGCUGGGUGGCCUGGAUGACAUCAGUCUGCCAGCCCAGGAGGCACAGCAGCGGGCGGCUGCCGCUUUUGACUCUGCAGUAGCCAGGGAGGUGGCCGCGCCCACUCUUACCAACUACACGAUCUGGCUGUACUCUGUGGUGGCAGCAGACCACGAGGGCGCUGCAAUUCUGCCACACUGGAUUCGGCACUACGUGGGGCUGGGCAUCCCCGCGGACAAGAUCUUCCUCCUGGUCCACCACAAUCCCAUGAAGUGGGUGCUGGCCCUGUCGGGGUUGUGGAGGGUGUGGCUGGGUCCCUACAGCGGCGCCCAUGAGAUGCGGCAAAAACUCAUCCUGCUGAAUGGGCUGGUCACCAGCCUGGACGACUGGAUUGUGGUGGCCAACUCGGAUGAGUUCCAGAGCUAUGGAGAAUAUAGCAUACCCCAGCACCUGGCCGCUGCCGACGCAGUGGGGGCCACCUACGUCUGGGGCAUCCUCAGGGACAGGCUUUCUUAUGACGGCACGCUGCAGCCCCUGCGCAGCGACGUGCCCAUCCACGAGCAGUAUCCCUGGGACUGUGCGGUGGUAGGCGCUGCCAGCACCGGCCCCACCCGGAAGGUGGCUGCCUACAAAGCCUUCCUCCGUACAGACCAGGAGGACCGCAGCGUGAUCAGCCCCCACGAGGCCCCGCUGUACUACGGCGCCGGCGGGCUGGCCAAGGAUGGCUGGCAGGAGGACGGCGAGGACGACGGGGACCUGUACCACCUCACGCCCUACUCCCAGUACCCCCACCGGUACGUCACCCAGGAAAAUGCGCUGGUGCCCAAGUGGGGGGUCACUGCGGCGCCUGCCAACGUCCUCACCUUCCACUUCAAGUGGCUCGCCUCUGCGGUGCAGAAGCUGAGGGACCGGCUGGCGCACCACCGCGGCAGCAGUGUGCGGGGCCUGCUAGCGCGCGCCUCGCAGUAUCGGGAGACGAAGCGGGUGCUGGCGGCGCUGGAUGCGGGGUCGGUGCCGCGCCUGGACGUGAGGGCCUUUGCCUGCCGAUGGGGGUCGCAGCGUCCCGCGCCCCGCGCCCGGCUGGCGCUGACGCAGCGCGAGGCUGGCGGCACGCUGGUGGGCGGCCUGCAGGCGGUGCCCGAGGCGGACGAGGUGGGGGAGGAGGAGGGGGCCCGCCACCUCCGGUACUUGGAAGCCCGGCGGUGA
Messenger RNA from Auxenochlorella protothecoides, 1383 nucleotides. RefSeq lists its product as hypothetical. Lineage: Eukaryota; Viridiplantae; Chlorophyta; Trebouxiophyceae; Chlorellales; Chlorellaceae. The transcript has 9 exons. The coding region runs from base 1 to 1383 and encodes 460 amino acids. The record is from RefSeq and is a predicted model, not a curated record.